AUGGCAAAUACAUCAAGCAACGAUCCAAAGCUUAUGGAUGUUGAGCCUGGAGGAGAGGGACCUCAGUAUGGAGGCAAACAGAUAGUCGAUCCCCCAAAACCAACUUCAAGUGGCCAAUUCGGUGCUACCUCAGAGAAGUCCGAAUCCGACCAAGCUGCAAGCGAAGAAAAGAAGGCUCGAGGUGAGAAGACGGCAGAGAAUAUCAGAUAUGGAGAAGCCAUCAGCGAACAUGGGUUUGGAGGAGAGACGACGACAAAUUCGGGGGGUGUAGAAGAUGGUUCGGAGACACAAGAUGCGAAGCAGACGAGAAGGGAACAAGGGUAUGGACCUGGGAGUGGUGUUGGUGCGUAG
This is a messenger RNA of Glarea lozoyensis ATCC 20868, 351 nucleotides long. RefSeq lists its product as uncharacterized. The record is from RefSeq and is a predicted model, not a curated record. The transcript is spliced from 3 exons. The coding region runs from base 1 to 351 and encodes 116 amino acids. NCBI's taxonomy places the organism in Eukaryota, Fungi, Ascomycota, Leotiomycetes, Helotiales, Helotiaceae.